This is a messenger RNA of Heterobasidion irregulare TC 32-1, 1719 nucleotides long. RefSeq lists its product as uncharacterized. The transcript is spliced from 4 exons. The record is from RefSeq and is a predicted model, not a curated record. Lineage: Eukaryota; Fungi; Basidiomycota; Agaricomycetes; Russulales; Bondarzewiaceae. The coding region runs from base 1 to 1719 and encodes 572 amino acids.
AUGUCAGAUCUGUACACUUCUCUAGGCAUAUCACCGAGAAAGAAGCGUCGUCUGGUAGAGGAUGAGGAUGAUCAGACCUUAACGCCUAAGAAAUUACGAACUGCGCCACCUUCUCCACCCAAGACUGUCACAAGGAAACGGACAGAAUCUGCCCCUACGAAACUCCCAUCGCAUCUGAACCGCCUCUACACAGUUCAAACAGCCUUACAGCACGCGCUUUCACAUGCCUUGGCCACUUGUGCUGUGUCGCCCUCCUCAGAUACCGGGAUCGUGCGCAACGUGCUCAACCACCAGUCCCUACACUCUUAUACGGGCCUCACGACUGCCUUCGAUGUGAACGACCUGAAACGCCUCUGCUGGCUGUGGGAAUGGGACGGCAAAGAUAUCGCAUCCCCAAAAACGACCGCGAAGAAUGACAGCGACGACAAUCCAUUCCUCGAAGAAGAAGCCCACUCGUCUCAGCAUAAGGACUGGACCCGUGGCGCUAUGGGUUUUGUCAUCAGCCCGUCUACCCAUUUCUCAAAAACGGCCAAGUCUCGCCUACCUGCAUACGGAAUCGGCAUUGAAGUCGAAGUCGAUAUUGAUAGAGAUAUGGGAAGUGGUAUGGCCUCUGUUGCUCGCUGGACCGCUGCGAGCGAUUCAAGGCGGAAAGAGGUGCUAUCUAAACUUCAGCGAUGGGUCAAGCUUCAUUCAGGGACGGACCCGAUUCCAAAUAUACACAUGGCAGAUCUACCACAAUUGAACAUUCCUCCAAAGCCAUCUACCUUGACGCGACUCCUUGCUUCAUCCUCACCCAAGGCAACGUCCUCGAUCGCGGUACUAGCGACUCCUUCGUCUCCCACAUCUCCAUCGAAGAAGCCUGCAAAGUCUCCUGUCAAGAAACCUCUCAAAAGCUUCGAUGAACCUGCGAUUCCCUUUCCCAUACUACCAGCGCCCAAAUUCAAUUCAGACUCCACAAACUCGGUACCAUUCCCAAAGACUCCCUCACGGCAUUCUCGCGGUGAUUCAUUGAUUGGCCUUCUGACUCCGCAUACGCCUUCCACGAGCCCGUCUCGAACAAUUUCUGGAGAUUCGCUGCCUUCAACGCCGGUUCAUCAGCGCGGACCUCAUGCCGUCACAGUGCCACAAACUCCCACAAGUUCUCGUCGAGCGGCACUCUACGAUCGAAUUCGACAGAAGUCCGUUACAUCGACACCGUCUAAACCUGUUAACAGCGCCAUUCCUCAAGGAAAGCUCACUAGAGACCAGUUGCUGAAGAUGAGCCAAGAUGAAAUGAGACGUCGUGUGCUCUUGGGACGGCUUGGCGGAGUAGCCGAGAGUGUUUGGAUGCUGUUCUCUGCUCCCACAGGGACUACCAUCGCGCCUGCAACUCGAAAACGUCGAGCGCUUCCCAUUUCAGAGGUGAUCGCUGCUAUCUUGAAGUCCUCUCCCGUCCCCAUCUCUGCGGCUGAGGCGCAGGAAUCCCUCAACCUGCUCACGUCCAUCUGUCCUUCGUUCAUUAAGCCACUGGACAUCGGUGGUGAGGACUGGUUAGAGAUUCCUGCUCAGAAUCAGACCGAGAGUGGACCCAAGCCUCCACCCAGUCCUGGCAGCAGUCGGAGCAAGGAUGACAUCGCCGCGGAAGUAUUGACUCGCAGCCCUAGAAGGGUGAAGCGAGAAGGCGGUGUCCUCAGAGACGUGCGAGAACGGAUUCGGAGAGAGCUAGAGCUCGCCGAUUGA